Molecule: messenger RNA, 1356 nt
Organism: Adineta ricciae
Lineage: Eukaryota; Metazoa; Rotifera; Eurotatoria; Adinetida; Adinetidae
Source: the annotation of a GenBank genome assembly
AUGUCAUCCAGCAGUCUUGUUCUCACGUUGUUACUUGUAUUGAUUAUUGAAAUAAACGCAGAAAUAAGUGAUGAACUGUCCUGGACAACAUCGAUGGGUAAUGUUCGAAAUACGCGUCGAUUGAUUCCGUCAAUACCCACCGGAUACAACGGCACAACGUGGACAUUAUUUUUUAACUCGUCAACACAAGAUAAGACAGUAUUUGGUAGUGCUGCUGGCACCAACGGUGAUCUGUAUCUAUUCAUUACUGACUCUCCAUACUCCUCCGGUGACUAUAUGCUGUGUCUCACACCAAACGGAGAGAUUCGAUGGAAAAUGCAUCUUGAAUCUGCUUCAUUUAAGAUUAAUGUCGGAGUGUCUAAUAUUGUUUCGGAUCAGAAAAACAAUCUUCUAUAUUACACAUCGUCGUGGGCGGACAGUGGAACAUUCGUUUCGAAAAUAUGUCGAGUUUUUUAUCCUGAUACUCAUCAUCCUGCUCAAGAAUGUCUCGAUACAUAUCGAAUCAGUUCGAAUUACUUAGCACCGCUUGCAUUGAACACCAAAGCAGAUCUUCUCAUCACUACUGUCAUUGAAAAUUCACCAGCCGCUUUCAAUACAACAACGUUUGAAAUGAUCUGGACUGAUGCAGAAGCUAUGGGUUCGGAUGCUUCAGCUGAUUACAAAACAGAUCCACUUACAGGCGAUAUCUAUUGGAUUAGCGGCAGUGAUGAUAUGUACAAGAUGAAUACAAAUGGUACACGUGCGUUUAUCAAUGAUACCAAUUCCGGUGGUAAUCGUCACUUUGCAUUGAAUAGUCAAGAACAAAUCGUAGUGCGAGCAUGGCAAAAUUUAUCCGAUCAUGACUGGCCUCUUGUUGUUUCAGGAUGGAAUGUCGAAAACACUGGAUUGCACGAACGUUGGCAAUGGAAAAAUACUAAUAGUUCUAAUGUGAACACAGACUGUACACCACCUGUGAUGGACAAUCAAAAUAAUGCUGUGUAUUUUGUUAAUUUACCUCAAACAAUUGCUCUCGAUGCAACGACAGGUCUUUCUCGUUGGCAAAUAAGAUUAGUGACGAUGACUGAAAUGAAUGAGUUUGAUCUCGUGACCGAAUGCACAACCUUUAACGAACAUACUCGUGUUCUUUAUGUGUUAGUUCAAUCAACCAAAACAUCGUUCAAACUCUUUCUCAUGGCUGUACACGUUGAUACGGGUAAAAUUCUUCACCGAACUAAUAUUACCACAGUCGAUAGCAAAAUAUCAAUUCCAUUCUGCCCUAUUCUUAUCGGUGAUGAACUGAUAUACAUUUCAUGGUUGACAGGGGACUAUCCUGACCAAGUUCCAUUAACAAUAACCACCAUACCUCAACUGUCGUAG